GCUCAUUUCAGUUCCGCCUUUCUCCAGGGUUGAAUAAACUGACGGCUGAACAAACGCCAUGUAUCGCUCUUUGAGAAACGUCCAGCGGUUUAACUGCAGCCUCCAAGCGCUGCAGAGGAAUUUAGCCAAAACAAAGCACAAUACUGCCGCAGGUGUAAGCUUGUCAUUAUUCAGAAUGUCUUCAGAGUACAGAAUUGAGGCAGACACCUUUGGAGAGCUGAGGGUACCAGCUGACAAGUAUUAUGGAGCUCAGACUGUAAGGUCCACGAUGAACUUCAAGAUUGGCGGACCAUCUGAAAGAAUGCCAAUCCAGGUGAUCAAAGCAUUUGGCAUUCUGAAGAGGGCCGCUGCGGAGGUGAACAAGGACUACGGACUGGACCCCAGGCUGGCAGAUGCCAUCAUUCAGGCUGCGGACGAGGUGGCGGCAGGCAAGCUGGACGACCACUUCCCCCUGGUGGUUUGGCAGACGGGGUCAGGAACUCAGUCCAACAUGAACGUCAACGAGGUGAUCAGCAACCGGGCCAUCGAGAUCCUGGGAGGGAAGCUGGGGAGCAAGGACCCUGUCCACCCCAAUGACCAUGUCAACAAAAGCCAGAGCUCCAACGACACGUUCCCCACUGCCAUGCACAUUGCAGCCGCCAAAGAGGUCCAUGAGGUUCUGCUCCCAGGACUACAACACCUCCACGAUGCACUGCAGGCCAAGGCUGUGGAGUUUAAAGACAUCAUCAAGAUCGGACGCACACACACCCAGGAUGCCGUGCCGUUAUCUCUGGGACAGGAAUUCAGCGGGUAUGUGCAGCAGGUGAAGUACAGCAUGGAGCGGGUGAGGUCGGCCAUGCCCCGGGUGUAUGAGCUGGCAGCUGGCGGUACUGCCGUGGGGACUGGACUCAACACACGCAUCGGCUUUGCCGAGAAAGUAGCCGCCACUGUGGCCUCUCUCACUGGUCUGCCCUUUGUGACGGCUCCUAACAAGUUUGAAGCCCUGGCAGCCCACGAUGCCCUGGUGGAACUGAGCGGGGCUCUGAACACUGUGGCCGUCAGCAUGAUGAAGAUUGCCAACGAUAUCCGCUUCCUGGGUUCCGGGCCCCGCUCCGGCCUGGGGGAGCUCUGCCUCCCUGAGAACGAGCCUGGUAGCAGCAUAAUGCCUGGGAAAGUGAACCCCACCCAGUGUGAGGCGAUGACCAUGGUUGCAGCUCAGGUUAUGGGAAACAAUGUGGCUGUGACCAUCGGGGGCAGCAAUGGACACUUUGAGCUCAAUGUCUUUAAGCCAAUGAUGAUAAAGAAUGUGUUGAACUCGGCCAGGCUGCUUGGGGAUGCCUCGGUCUCUUUCACUGAUAACUGCGUGGUGGGUAUUGAAGCCAACAUUGAUAGGAUCAACAAACUGAUGAACGAGUCUUUGAUGCUGGUCACCGCCCUCAAUCCACAUAUAGGUUAUGACAAAGCUGCAAAGAUUGCCAAGACCGCUCACAAAGAGGGUGGCAACCUCAAGGAAACUGCCAUCAAGCUGGGAUACCUCACAGCUGAAGAGUUUGAUGCGUGGGUCAAGCCGCAUGAGAUGCUGGGACCCAAGUAAAAAACUCCACAUGCUGAAGAACAUCUAUGGUUUAUGUGUCUUAUGUCUUUGUACAAAAUAAAAUAAGUUUUAUUGAAGCAUG
Esox lucius (northern pike) is the source of this 1655-nucleotide messenger RNA. It is a transcript of the gene fh, whose product is annotated as fumarate hydratase. Lineage: Eukaryota; Metazoa; Chordata; Actinopteri; Esociformes; Esocidae. The transcript has 10 exons. The coding region runs from base 59 to 1573 and encodes 504 amino acids. Gene Ontology annotation, molecular function: fumarate hydratase activity. The record is from RefSeq and is a predicted model, not a curated record. Gene Ontology annotation, biological process: malate metabolic process; tricarboxylic acid cycle; fumarate metabolic process. Gene Ontology annotation, cellular component: mitochondrion; tricarboxylic acid cycle heteromeric enzyme complex.